AUGUCAAUUGCCAGCAGAACAGUGUCUGGGACAUUGUUGGUAAAUAUUAUUUUGUACAAUGCAUGAGGUGGCAUCUGAUUGGAAUGGGAGGUGAGGGGACAGGAUGAGGCUCUCUUUUCUGACCUGGGCUAUCAGCUGGUGGUGCCACUCUAGGGAGGCCGGAUGAUGUGGUUAGUUGGGGACACGUUGAGCUAAACACGCAAAUGAAACUUUGUCUCUCCCAACUUCCUACAUCAGGAAGGCUCGACAGGGGCUGGGACAGCGUUGGAGGCAGCUGGCCCGGCGACCUGGGGGGCACUGGGCUGCGUGUCCAGCUAUAGGCAUAGACCAAAAAUACAGACACACUGAGGCACCCGCUUGUUUGCAAAAGCCCAGCUCCGCACGCAAACCUGGACCUUUUGCACCCAUCCAACGAGGCUUCCGCCGCUCCUGUCGCUCCAUGUCUACCCCCACGCUCCGUUAGAGACUGGCCCUUUAAGAGCCCCGCCUCCGACUCCCCUCCCCACCCCCCUCGCGUGACUGUAUCGGACCGAGCCUGGCCAGAGAGUUGGGCGUCUGGGUGGCUGCGCGGGCCUCCGGGCCCUUCUCACGCAACUCCUGGGCACCGCGCCCCCGGCCAGGUGGGGCGGGGAUGGGCCGCGUGACCUCUGCCCCCUGGAGGGAUGUAUCAGACACAGGCACGCUAGCCUGGGGAGGCAUCGGCACGGGACUCCCUCCCUCUUUGGUCCCGGGGCCCCCUCUCUUGCCCGGCCCUCCCUCGCCGCCCAAUUUCUCAGCGAUGCCAAAGCGGGAGCAACCCGGGAACCUCAAGGGCCCGUGGGUCCUGGCUGGAAGUGCCCUUGGUUUGCAGCAUUCCAAAGUGGCCCUAGAGGCAGCUCAACGUGUCCCCGCUAGUGCGCGCUCAGUGAGAUUGCACAUUCUCCGUCCAUUACUACCGCUCUGUCAGGGAGCACAGACUUCUGCUAGUGGCCCAGUCUCUGGGGACUUUGGGGGAAGGGGCCAGCCCAUCGGCGCCUCGGCCUUCCGGUCCUGGCGACCUCGGGGCUGGGGUCGCCACGCUUCUCACGCGAGCCAGAAAUCAAUAACCCAGGUUAGGAGGUCUUCAGCCGGCAGCUCCACCCCUGCCUGUGUGGCCCUUGCUACUAGAGAGAGGGAAGCAUUUACAUGCCCAGUGUUCAGUGAGUGCAAAAAUCAGGGUGAGGGGUUGUCUUGCCCGGGGCUGGGGCCACCCCAUCACCCAAUAGCCUCUCUUUUGGGCUAUCCUGGGACUUCUGAAAACCCCUGCUCAGCAGGGCUCUGCAGCUGUUCAUGGGGUACCUUAGAACUGGGGGUCCCAGGUGUCUGUAGCGCUCACCUUCUUAACUGCCAGCACUUGAAUGAGGCAUCCCCCUGGUGUGUUCUUAUCUAUGUCCCUGUGUCCUUCCCCACGCUCCCCCCUCCAUCCUGAGAAGACCGUCCCCCCCAACCCCAGGCUGCCCCUCCCUCUGUCCCAUCCCAGAGCUCCAGGGGGCGUGGCCACACGCAAAAGCUGCCUAUAAAGGUGGCAGUGCCUUCAUCCUCACCCUGAAGGUGACAGUUCCUUGGGGCCUUCCUUGAUCUUCUUUGGGGUCCCUGGCUCCAGAGACCACCCUUCCUAGCUCAGCUCUGCAGCCCUCAGAGCCGCAGCAGCCACCUUGGAAUCUCUACGCCGAUCAUGUUCUCUGUGUUUGGACUCCCCAUCCCCAUCUCAGCCACAGGGCUGCUCCUGGCCUCUGCCAUCUUCUGCCUUGUAUUCUGGGUGGUCAGGACUUGGCAGCCUCAGGUCCCCAAAGGCCUGAAGAGUCCACCAGGGCCCUGGGGCUGGCCCCUGCUCGGGCACGUGCUGACCUUGGGCAAGAGCCCACACCUGGCCCUGGCGAGGCUGAGCCAGCGCUAUGGAGACGUGCUGCAGAUCCGCAUUGGCUGCACCCCUGUGCUCGUGCUCAGCGGCCUGGACACCAUCCGGCAGGCCCUGGUGCGGCAGGGCGACGAUUUCAAGGGACGGCCCGACCUCUACAGCUUCAGUCUGAUCUCUAAUGGCCAGAGCAUGACCUUCAACCCAGACUCUGGUCCAGUGUGGGCCGCCCGUCGGCGCCUGGCCCAGAAGGCUCUUAACACCUUCUCCAUUGCCUCAGACCCAGCUUCCUCCUCCUCCUGCUACCUGGAGGAUCAUGUGAGCAAGGAGGCCGAGUGCCUCCUUGGCAAGUUCCAGGAGCUGAUGGCAGGGCAUGGGCACUUCGAUCCCUACAAGUAUGUACUGGUGUCAGUAGCCAAUGUCAUCUGUGCCAUAUGCUUUGGUCAGCGCUAUGACCAUGACAACCCAGAGCUGCUUAGCCUUAUCAACCUGAGUAAUGAGUUUGGGGAGGUGACUGCAGCUGGGAACCCAGCCGACUUCAUCCCUAUCCUCCGUUACCUGCCCAACACGUCCCUGGAUCUCUUCAAAGACCUGAAUCAGAAGUUCUACAUCUUCAUGCAAAAGAUGGUCAGGGAACACUAUAAAAUCUUUGAGAAGGGGCGCAUCCGGGACAUCACAGACAGCCUGAUUGAGCACUGUCAGGACAAGAGGCUGGACGAGAAUGCCAAUAUCCAGCUGUUGGAUGAGAAGAUUGUGAACGUUGUCAUAGACCUCUUUGGAGCUGGGUUUGACACAGUCACAACCGCCAUCUCCUGGAGCCUCAUGUACCUGGUGACAAAUCCCAGCAUCCAGAGAAAGAUCCAGGAGGAGCUGGACACGGUGAUCGGCCGGGCGCGGCGGCCCCGGCUCUCCGACAGACCCCAGCUGCCCUAUAUGGAGGCCUUCAUCCUGGAGCUCUUCCGACACACCUCCUUCGUUCCCUUCACCAUCCCUCACAGUACCACAAGAGACACAAGUCUGAAUGGCUUUUACAUCCCCAAGGGGCAUUGUGUCUUUGUGAACCAGUGGCAGAUCAACCAUGACCAGAAGCUGUGGGAUGACCCCUCUGUGUUCUGGCCAGAACGGUUUCUCACUGCCGAUGGCACCAUCAACAAGGCACUGGGUGAAAAGGUGAUCCUGUUCGGCUUGGGCAAGCGGAAGUGCAUCGGUGAAACCAUUGCCCGCUUGGAGGUCUUUCUCUUCCUGGCCAUCCUGCUGCAGCAAGUGGAGUUCCGCGUGACCCCUGGUGUGAAGGUGGACAUGACCCCCAUCUACGGGCUGACCAUGAAGCAUGCCCACUGCGAGCAUGUCCAGAUGCAUGUGCGCUCUUAGGCGGCGGAAAGCCCUGCAACCUAGACUUUCUCCUGCCUGUCUAGGCAGCCAGGCCAGGGGACUGACCUGCGGGACCUGAGCUUUAGCCCAAAGCCCACAGAUACUGUCUGGCUGAUUUUUUACUGUCUGGGCUACAGGCAAGCCUGAGGGAUCAUACCCGUCCCCCACCCUGGACUCAUCCCUCUGCAUGCUGACCACAGGUAGCAGGGGCCACCUGGGAACUGAUGGAGCCUUCCGAAGUUGUGCUUAAGCUAGGAGGUCUAGAAGUGUUAGGGGGUCCCCAGGCCUUCAGAAAGGAGCUCUCUGGAGGCCCCUGGGCCCUGUAGCUGGCUGGUUCUCUGUGGGGGCUGACUGGCUUGAGAGAUGUCCUGCCACACCAGGACCUAUGCAAUCUCUUUGACAAUUGGGGGGGAGAUGAGGCAGUCCAGGAUACUGGCACAAGGUGGUCUCCCCGCUUAAACAAGGAUGAGCAACCCAAUCACAAGAGUCUGGAAUACUGUACCUGUGGGAUCACCUUCCUCUCUGCAGGCAGGAACAGGGCUGCCUCCUGGCCUCGUAAGGCCCCUGCUCCUGUCUAGGAUGGGCUGAGGACUAUGUGUCUAAGAGGAGCAGAGAGCAGAGGGAGUGCCCAAAUCCAGGCGCCAGGACCAUGUCAGGAAGGAGGACAGAAAUUCGAUUGCCUUCAACUGGGUCUCCUUCUCUACGCCAUGUCCUUUUAAAAUGUUAGCAUGCAAAGAGUGUUUUCUUUUAGCCUGUAUUGUACUUGUAUGUUUGCAUUUAUCACAUAUAAAAGCUUUAAAACAGUUUAUUGAGUGCAAUGGAGAAAAUUCUAACCCAAGUAUCCAGAAAAGUGUAAGAAACAUCCACCUGAGCUAAAUAAAGAUACUAUCCAGAA
Molecule: messenger RNA, 4139 nt
Organism: Phacochoerus africanus (Common warthog)
Lineage: Eukaryota; Metazoa; Chordata; Mammalia; Artiodactyla; Suidae
Product: cytochrome P450 1A1
Exons: 7
Coding region: 1694-3244 (516 amino acids)
Biological process (GO): progesterone metabolic process; hormone biosynthetic process
Molecular function (GO): steroid 17-alpha-monooxygenase activity; heme binding; iron ion binding
Source: RefSeq, a predicted model, not a curated record